AUGUCGCGCUGCUUUCUGCCAGAAGUUCGAGUCCCAGAUCGUGAACAGAAAUUUAUGAACGAUGUGGAGCAAGCCCUGGCGCCUUUACGAGAAGCUGUUUCGCGUGGAAAUUUUGACUCAGUCGGGAAUCUGGUUGAGGUGGUGAAUGACAAGUAUAAAAUGACCAUAUCGAUGAAUGUUGCUCAAUUUACUCCAGAAGAGUUAUCGGUGGAUGUAGAUGGACGUGUGCUCACGAUUGAAGGAAAGCAAGAAAACGAAGAAAGCAAUGGAUCUUUUAUGAGAAGCUUUGUUCGACAAUGGACCCAUCCUGAUGAUGUCGAUGCAGAUCAGCUGAAAUGCACAAUAACUGAAGAUGGACAUCUUGCUGUGGAAGCUCCAAAAAUUGCAGUGAAGCCAACUUCGGACAGCGCAUAG
Molecule: messenger RNA, 414 nt
Organism: Cylicocyclus nassatus
Lineage: Eukaryota; Metazoa; Nematoda; Chromadorea; Rhabditida; Strongylidae
Source: the annotation of a GenBank genome assembly